Molecule: messenger RNA, 1341 nt
Organism: Rotaria sp. Silwood2
Lineage: Eukaryota; Metazoa; Rotifera; Eurotatoria; Philodinida; Philodinidae
Source: the annotation of a GenBank genome assembly
AUGGCCCAAAGGGUGACUGCUACACAAUUUGGUUACGAUGGUCUUUGGAAGAAAUUGCGAAACAGUUUGAAACAAUUCAAAGAAAAAUGUGCAAAUGUAGUCGUCGUAUUUGAUGGUGUUUCGAAACCCAAUGAACAUCGACGAACUGAUCCUGAACGAGCUAGUAGUGUGAAAUUCAAUGAUGAUGGUUGUGUUCUACCGUCUCUUCUCCGUGACGAAUUUUUACUUAUUCUACAUAACUUGGAAAUUCAAGUAUACGUAUCUUCAGGCGAAGCCGAUCCUACGAUUGUGAAAAUGGCUCGCAAACAUAAUGCUUAUAUCGUUGCACGUGAUUCCGAUUAUUACCUUUACGAAAUCCAGAAAGGAUACGUUCCACUUCCUGAUCUGGCAUUGUCAACACUUGAAGGACGAUAUUAUCAUAUGAGAGACGUUUUCCAAGGUAUGACACAACGAAGUGUGGCGCUCUGGGCAACGACUAUUGCUUUUGACUUUAUUGAUCUUGAAGUUCUACAGAAUCAGGUUUCGAUGAUAAAUGCAUCUGACAAAAGACAAUUCAAUCAUUGGUUGGCAAAUAUCGACUCAGACGACGAGAAACGUCGACGACUUAUUUGCCAGUUUCGUCUACUUCGUUACAUUCAAGAACUUGGUGAAACUACAGCAUAUAACAAUCUAAUCACUUUGUUUUCUGAAGAUAAAUUGGAAUUCAAUCAAGUAAUGCAAAGUUAUGUCAACCUUUCGUCCGAAACACCACUAUUGACACAAAAUGGCAAUGAAAUUCCUGAAUUUCUAAAUGAACUCUACACUAAUGGUAAGCUUGAUCGUGCUGUUAUUGAUAUUCUCGUUACCAGACAAGUGUUACACCUUUGGCAAGGAACUAAUAUAGUACAUUUUAAUUUACUGCUACCAAUGUGUCACAUCCUUCUCAAAUGGGAUUAUUCGAAAUCAAACAGUACAAAUCUUGCUUCUACUGUUAUUUUUAAUGAACAAACAUACAAUCCACUUGAACUCAUUCAAUCUGAUGGUUUGCCUUUGCUUGCUAAAUUCGUUGAUCUCGAUGAAAGCAAAAGGAAAGGCUUUAUUUUGGGCUGCGUUGAUUUCGCUUUCAAACCUCUAGGAUCUAUCAAUUGGGACGGUGUCCAUCGAGAUUAUAAACUUUGGCUUUGUCUUCUGAAGCUCUGGCUUCACACAAAAGAGAUAAAGUCAGUUGUGUUGGAAGCAACAUGUCUGGCAAUGAUUGUUACAUUUCUCAAACAUGCUCUUCUUGAUACAUAUGAUGAAACAGAAGGUAAUUAUCACAACCGAUAUUUCUGCAAAGAGAUAAGUCACUCAUCGUCUAAAUGA